CUAGGGUUUUCUGCUUCAAAGAGAAUAUUAAGGCGUCAACUUCUUCCCGGCGGUGGGUUCUCUUAGUGGAAGAAAGUUGCAGCGAGAAAAUCAGAUCCGAGAAUGCCUAAGCAAAUCCACGAGAUCAAGGACUUCCUUCUGACGGCGAGAAGGAAGGAUGCUAGGUCAGUGAAGAUCAAGAGAAGCAAGGAUAUUGUCAAGUUCAAGGUCAGGUGCUCUAGGUACCUCUACACACUAUGCGUCUUCGACCAAGAGAAGGCUGAUAAGCUUAAGCAGUCACUUCCUCCAGGCUUGGCGUUGGCUCGAGUGAUGAAGCCUUCGAGAGGGCGUGAGCCAGACGGAUCUUCUGGGUUCCAAUCGAGCAAUCUCUGGGUCGGUAGUUUGACCACCGAUACAACGGAAUCCGAUCUGGCCGAUCUGUUCGGGAGGUUCGGUGAAAUCGACAGACUCACGGCGUUUUCCUCCCGUAGCUUCGCGUUCAUCUACUACAGGCGCGUCGAGGAAGCCGUGGCGGCGAAGGAGGCGCUUCAAGGUGCCAACUUGAACGGGAGUCAGAUUAAGAUCGAAUUCGCGCGACCGCUCAGGAAAGCAGCAUUUUUAGGGUGUCCUGAUCGCAUCAAGCUCGUUCCAGAUACAGCAAAACCUUGUAAGAGUCUUUGGGUGGGUGGAAUCAGCCCGAGUGUGUCAAAGGAUGAACUCAAGACAGUGUUCAGGAGAUUUGGGAAAAUCGAAGAUUUCAGAUAUCUUAGGGAUCGCAAGACAGCUUUUAUCGACUUUUUUGAAAUGGAAGAUGCUAUACAGGCAAAGAGCAUGAACGGAAAGCGAAUGGGUGGUAGCUUUUUGCGAGUUGAUUUUCUUCGGUCACAAGGGAUAAGAAAAGAACCAUGGCCUGGCUCCAACGAUGGGAGUUUAAGUGCUACACAGCAGUAUACUCACUCAUUUGGAGAUGAUAAAGGAGAUGACGAACCAAGUAAUGUUCUGUGGAUUGGGUACCCUCCUUCUGUUCAGAUAGACGAGCAAAUGCUACACAAUUGCAUGAUACUAUUUGGGGAGAUUGAGAGAUGUAUUAGUUACCCAUCAAGGCAUUUUUCACUUGUGGAAUUUAGGAGCGUUGAGGAAGCUCGCUGUGCUAAGGAAGGACUACAGGGAAGGUUAUUCAAUGAUCCAAGAAUCACAAUCAUGUACCAAAACGAUAACAUUCCCCGUGGACGAGGAGAUGAGGCCGGUUUCUCUGGUGUCAAACGAUCAAGGCCUGAGAUGUUCAUCAAUGAUCCUCCUCCAUACAUAUCGUCACCACAUUCCAGUGUUGUUCUUGACCCUAUGAGGCCCUUCCGAGGUAGCAUGGAACGUUCACAUACUGGUCCAGAAUAUAGCGAUGAAAGCUGGAGGAGGUCAUCUCCAACUAGAGCUGGAAUACUCCCGUCUCCUGCACCAAGUACAAGGCUAUCCGUUAGGUCAGACCGUGGUUCUUGGGAUGGAUAUGAUCCUGAUCGGUUGGAUAGAGAACCUAAAAGAACCCGUAGAGAUGGAUCAGUAGAUGGUUUUUAUUCGAUGGGUGUAGAUGAACCCUUCACCGGAUUGGAUAGGUCAUAUGGGCGUGGCUCAGUUGCAGCAAGACCGGGCCGUGGUUUCCCUGAUACUGAUUUCAUUUGGAGAGGAGUCAUUGCCAAGGGUGGAACUCCUGUUUGUCAUGCUCGUUGUGUACCUAUUGGAAAAGGGAUUGAAACUGACCUCCCUGAGAUCGUCAAUUGUUCAGCAAGAACGGGUUUGGAUAUGCUUGCCAAACAUUAUACCGAAGCAAUUGGGUUUGAAAUCGUUUUCUUCUUACCAGACAGAGAAGACGACUUCGCGUCUUAUACUGAAUUUCUCCGCUAUCUUGGUUCAAAGAACCGAGCAGGUGUUGCCAAAUUAGACGAUGGAACCACUUUGUUUUUGGUUCCUCCAUCAGAUUUCUUAACUGAUGUGCUCAAAGUAUCGGGACCAGAAAGGCUAUAUGGUGUUGUUCUCAAGUUGCCCCCACCACCACCAUCGUAUAUACAAGAAUCUCAGUCCGUUCCUCAAUCCUAUAUGGGUCAUUCGUCUGCUAAUGCCAACCACGGUUUGUACACUGCUAGGGAAGAUCCAGCCUUGUUUGAUUACAACAGGGGUCCAAAACUAUCGUUUGCUCCUUCUGGCGAGCCUGUUGCUGUACCUAACACUGCAACGCCACAAGCUGUGGUUAUCACCAAUCUGUUGGAGUGUCCAAUGAAGAAACCUCUGUCGCAAGCUUGGAAUCGAGACCAACCAACGGUUUCUGAGCCAUUGAAUCUAUCAUUACAACAAUUUAGCAAUCAAUACAAUCUAGUGGAGCAACUACCUCCUCCUCCGAUGCAUUAUCCUCCAGUGUCAAGCACACCGAGCUACUCCAGUGGAAUGGUACAAGGUGGUAUGCAGUACCAAGCGCCUUAUGUUAGUAUGCCUCAGCAGGCGCCGUUACCUCCUCCUCCACCGAAUAAUUACGCCAUGUACUCUCAAGGUUCACAUCAAGCUGUUUCUCAACCCGUGAGACCGCAAUAUCAACCUGCAGCUCCCAAGCUUAACCAAAACUACAUACCGGUCCCUGGAGCUGAGAACCCUGGGUUGCACGUUUAUCAGGGUUAUCACCAAGGUAAUCAUCACGGUCUGACAAAUAAUCAAGCGCAUAACGGAAACUUUUCCCAAACUCAUACUGCGAUGCCACAACCACCGAACAAGCUUAACUUUGAUGCGUGUAGCCAAGCACAGCAGCAGCUCGAGCUUGUGCCUCAUGGAGCUGGUCAAGGUACUUCAGAUGGUGAGGUCGAUAAGGACCAGCGAUAUCAGUCUACUCUACAGCUUGCGGCUAACCUUCUUCAACAGCUUCAGCAACUGCCAUCAAAUGCUUCGACUGGAAAAGGGCCUUGA
Thlaspi arvense is the source of this 2922-nucleotide messenger RNA. NCBI's taxonomy places the organism in Eukaryota, Viridiplantae, Streptophyta, Magnoliopsida, Brassicales, Brassicaceae. The record is from the annotation of a GenBank genome assembly.